Molecule: messenger RNA, 1360 nt
Organism: Eublepharis macularius
Lineage: Eukaryota; Metazoa; Chordata; Lepidosauria; Squamata; Eublepharidae
Gene: NELFE
Product: negative elongation factor complex member E
Exons: 11
Coding region: 253-1272 (339 amino acids)
Biological process (GO): negative regulation of transcription elongation by RNA polymerase II
Cellular component (GO): NELF complex
Molecular function (GO): RNA binding
Source: RefSeq, a predicted model, not a curated record
GCUGGUCAGCCAAUGAACGGCGAUAUUCAAGUUUAAAAUCCCCACUGUUCUCCCCCCCCCCUUCUGGGUGUCCCGGAUAAGCUUGAUCACCCAAUGGAAUUCAAGUUGCGAGGCAGUUUAUGCAGAUUAACUGUAUUACUCCAUUCCUGAUUGUGCGGAAAGGUUGUGGCUAGGAGAAGGAGGUGCGCAUGCGCGAGGAAGAGGCGCUGAGAAAUCGGAAGGAACCAUCGACGGUGCCCUCUUCAGCCAACCAUGAUCAUCUUACCACCAAGUCUGACAGAGGAAGAGGAAGCUCUGCAAAAAAAAUUUGCCAAAUUCAAGAAGAAGAAAAAAGCCCUCAUGGCCUUAAAGAAACAGCAGAGCUCAACCAGUCAAGCCAGCCAGGGUGGAAUUAAACGCUCCAUCUCAGACCAGCCAGUUGUGGACACAGCUACAGCGACAGAGCAGGCCAAGAUGCUUGUAAAAACCGGAGCUAUCAGUGCCAUUAAAGCUGAGAAUAAGAACUCGGGGUUCAAGCGCUCUCGCACUCUGGAGGGAAAGGGGAAGGAUCCUGAAAAAGGUCCCGCCCUGACUUUCCAGCCUUUUCAGCGGAGCAUCUCGGCAGAUGAUGAUUCUCAAGAGACACGGCGUCCCCAGAGGAAGUCUCUGUACGAAAGCUUUGUGAGCUCCAGCGAUCGACUGCGAGAUCCAGAGAAAGAUCCUGAGCCCAGCAGGGAUCCAGACAAGGAGUCAGACCGGAGUGAAUCCCUUCGUGGUUAUGAGUGGGAUUACGACCGGGAUCGCAGCCGGGACAGGAGCAGGGAUCACGAAAGAGACCGGGAGCGGGAACGGGACAGGGAACGAGAUCGGGAACGAGACAGGGAACGAGAUCGGGAGAGGGAGAGCAGCUUUCGCAGUUCAGAUGCUUUCCCAGAUCGAUGGGCUCCACGCAAAGGCAAUACAGUAUACGUGUACGGGGCGGACAUGAACCAGACCAUGCUACGGACGGCUUUCUCUGCUUUUGGGAACAUCAUCGACCUCUCCAUGGACAAUCCUCGCAACUGUGCAUUUGUCACCUACGAGAAGAUCGAAUCUGCGGAUGAGGCCAUUACCAAGCUCGAUGGUGCCGUUGUGGAAGAUGUACAGCUGAAGGUCAGCAUUGCGCACAAACAGCCCAUGUUGGAUGUAGCCCUUGGAAAAUCAGUCUGGGGAUUGCUGGCUGUGGAGAACAACACCAAGGGGACUCAUCGUGACAAGCGCUCCCAGGUGGAGUACACUGAGGAUUUCUUCUGAAGCUCAUCAGGAAACACCCCCUUGAGGCAAAGGAGAUUUUUGCCUUUGCUGUUUAAUUAAGGUGUUCCAAUAAAUACGGUGUUUUCUA